AGAGAGAGAGAGAGAGGUGGAGACGGAGAGUAACAUUCCUGACCAGACAGCACACUGGCGGUAGGCAGCCCAAGAGCCACAGAGAGAGGUGUAAUUACUGAAUAAAGAACAAAAGCGCAGCCACCAGGCACAGCUGGUUCCAAGCCGGUGCUGUGGUUCAACAGCAGCAUAGAAAAAACCUCAUGGAUGACUUGGAGAGGAGAGAGGAGAAGGACUGUGCACAUGGAGACAGCGACACAGUGACUGGGGAUCCUGAUGCCUCGGGCGGAUACGAUAGUGAUGUUCCACUCCCCUCAGUGUCCGAGCUGAGACAGUGUGAGCUGGAAGUGGGGGCACUGCUGCAGAUCAUCUCAGAGCUCAACGCAAAGAUGGGCUCUCUGCAAGCCCCAAGGGAUGGUGAUGAAUGUGAGGGCCGAGUCAGCUGCUCCACCCCAGACUUCCCCCCCAGCCCCGGACCACUGCUCCGCCCAGUGGAAGAGCCUGGCAUCAGGACUUCAGCCCCAGUGACCAAGAGAGGAGACAGCGGGGAAGUCUGGGCCGAGCUGCAGGAGGCUCUGUCCACCCUGGAGAGGUCGGCGAACAGGGAGAGGUCCUUGGUAACCGUUCCUCAGCCGCUGCGGGAUGAGGAGACGCGAACGCGGCACCUCAGCGCGGCUCAGGAGAGCUGGGUGAAGGUCACCCAGGUGCUGGAGGAGAUGGAGCGCGAGCUGGGCUUCUCCUACCGCUCCGCUCUGCCCUCCGAGGAGAGGCAGCGCUACCAGCGCGACGUCCUGGAGCUCCACCGGCACAACGGCAGCCUCCGCUCCGCCCUCCAGAGCAGGCAGCAGGAGCUGGGCCUGUCCGACAGCGCGCUCCACGACAUGGAGGACGAGAAGAAAAAACUACAAGAGAAGCUGCUGGUGCUGAAGCGUCGGUGGCUGGUGGCCGGCAGCCUGUCCCCUCCCCGCAGCCCCUCCAGCUCGUCCAGCGGAGCGGUCAGCCCCUCCUGGGCCUCCCCUCCCUUCCCGGGCUCCCCCCUCCUCCUGCGCAGGCACGUGGCUGCCUUUCCAGCCGUUUCCACGGGGGGCGACGUCUCACCGUCCAGCGGCUGCCCGAGCCCGAGCCCGAGCCCAGUGCUGCCCGGCAGCCCCAGUCUGGAGUCGGAGACAGACCGUCUGCAGAGGUGUCUGGAGAGGCUGAAGGCCCGAAACGAACGCCUCUCAGCCGCUCUGGAGAGACGGAAAGGAGAGUCGGAGCAGAUCAGCAUGGCUCUCAGCCAACACGAGGCUGACAACACCGCCCUGCAGAUGGCCCUCCGAUACUGCGCGGAGUGCGAGGAGACAUACGCCGAUCUCCUGGGGCUGUACCAGCGGCGGAGAGGGCAGGGGACUGCCCAGGCGACAGGUGCGUCAGGCUUGCGCUGUGUUCUCCACUGCGUCAGCGAGGGAAAAGGCAGACAGCUAUCCAGCCCCCAACCAGAGUUUGAAAAACUGCCGACUAACACAUCAACAGCAGAGGGCGCUAUGCAGAGGGGAAAACCCUCACACACCAGGUUGGCGGCUGAAGAUUUCUCUCAGCAGACGGAGAGUCUGAAGGAGAAGAUCACCGGGCUGAGGCAGGACAGGGCUGCUCUGCGCAUCCCAGAGCAAGGGCCCGUGGGCGGGGGGAAGAUGAGCCCGGACACCGGGACCCUAGCGGGGCCCAGGGGCCACAACACCACCGCCAGCCCCAGAGGAGAGAAGGCCGCGCUGCUGUACGAGCUGGUCACUGUUAGGGAGGAAAUGUCCGAGCUGCGUGGGGCCAUCCGUCUGACGGAGAAGGAGAAGAGAUGUCUGGAGUGGACACUGAUGGCCCAGAGGGCCCAGGACGAGGCCGGAGCCCUGCUGCUGGACAGCCUGAAGGAGGAGCUGGAGGAGAGGAGCAUGGAGCAGCAGAGGGUGUCCAAUACCAGGGAGCGAUCUAACAGUGGAGGGGGAAUCCCUGGCCCCAGGAACCGCACCAUAUUCCGUGAGCUGCAGGCUGUCCUACAACGAGAGCAUCUCAUGAAGAGGAGGGUGACCGCCCUGCGGGACUCUCUGGACACCAAGCUGUCGGACGGCACGGCGCUCAGGCGGCAGAGUGACGAGGAAGCAGCCCGUCUCACCGACGCACACAGUAAGAUCUCCAACAUGUACAGGAAUGCUCGUCGGAAGCACCGCGAGCAGAUCUGGAGGCUGGAGAAGCAAAUGGCCGCCCUGUCUGAGCGUCACAUGACUCAGAUCACAGAACUCCAGGCCACCCUGGAGAACCUCGAGGACAGGAGAGAGGAGACUGUGCUGUGAGAGAGCGAGCACGACAAGACAGAAAGAAAGAAAGAAAGAAAGAAAGAAAGAAAGAAAGAAGGAGUUUGGAAAGGUGGCUUACCACUCAACAGAUGUUAGAUGAUAAAUGAGCUGUGCAUGUCAGUGUAAAUACAGCUUUGGAUUAAGAGCACCCUCUGAUUGUUUGUAUGAGUUGAAAUUAAACAAAGUUUUAAUAGACAGGGUCAUGUCAAGGCAAGUCCUGUAAGUGCUUUCCAAUAAAUGCAGUGUGAACUUUCAAAGGGCGCCAAAUAAUGAGGUAUCUCUCGUG
Messenger RNA from Sardina pilchardus (European sardine), 2589 nucleotides. It is a transcript of the gene ushbp1, whose product is annotated as Usher syndrome 1C binding protein 1. The coding region runs from base 183 to 2300 and encodes 705 amino acids. The record is from RefSeq and is a predicted model, not a curated record. The transcript has 14 exons. NCBI's taxonomy places the organism in Eukaryota, Metazoa, Chordata, Actinopteri, Clupeiformes, Clupeidae.